Messenger RNA from Racocetra persica, 1968 nucleotides. The record is from the annotation of a GenBank genome assembly. NCBI's taxonomy places the organism in Eukaryota, Fungi, Glomeromycota, Glomeromycetes, Diversisporales, Gigasporaceae.
AUGACGAAUGAAUGUGUAGAUUUUGUAAUUCAUGAAAUUAACGGAGAAGAUAAAUAUUAUUCUGGAAAUUUUUCGUUUGACGAUCGUCUUUCAGAAGUGCGCAAGCACCUUAGGAAUUAUAAUGAUGUUUACAUGGGAGAAAAUAUGGUGUUUCUUAAAAAAAAUAGAAUAAAAAUUUCCGACCUUGAUGAAGAAAAUUUUAAAGUUUCAGAUAUUUGUGCUGAUGGACAUAUACAUAUUCUAAAGGACCCAACAAAACCAAGUUUGUUUAAAUUUGUUAAUGAAAAUAAUCUCCUUCACGGUUGUUAUUUUGAAGAUGAUAAUGUUAAAAGGGCUCGAAAAGCUGCAUUCAUGUUCAAAAAUGAUAUAACCGCUAAAAUAGAUAUGAAUAAUGGUGGUUUGUCAGAAGAAUCGGUGACGUACACAGAAGAGAUUGAACGGGUAUUUGCAAAAAAUUACAUUAAAAAUGUCAACGCGGACAUUUCUUUGCCUUGGGCGGUUACUUCUAUAAAAGUUGGAAUGAAUGCUGAAAGUUCUAGCGAAAAUUACAAAGCGAUUGCAAAAUCAUAUAAAUUUGGUGGCUUAAAGUGGGCUAAAUGUAGUAUUCAAAUCUUUCGCGAAGAAGUCGAACCGACAGGAGAAUUUAUAAAAGCAAUUGAACGUGCUUUGACAAGUGAAGAUAAAUUGGAUUCAAUUAAACAAUUGUCUCAAGAGUUUGGAUUUUUUCUCCCUCUAUAUAUAGAGUUUGGUGGAAGAAUUCAAUACGAAAUUGAAACACACACCGAAAUACAUACUGAUUCCAAGAAAAAAAAAUUUGCUGCAACGCCUGAAAACGUUAUUUGUAAGAGUUAUGCCGUCAUUGGUGGUGACGAAACUAUCAGACCUGAUGUCGAAAAUAGAGUUAGCUUGGAAAAAUGGACGAAAUCCCUAGGUCAUUUUAAUAAAUGGAAGCCUAUCAGCUACUCGGAUAUUAUAUCAGUCUAUGAAUUAUUAGAUGAUAAUUUACAAGCUCAGUUGCUUGAAUUGCUUGGAAAAGUAGUGCUUUACUCCGAUUUUUGUGAAAUAGAGUUUAAUGACAAGAAUAUCAUGAAUCCCAGAUUACUAUCAAUUAACGAUAAAAUUGCUGAAAGUAAAAAAAAUAUUCUUGCAAAUAUGGCAAAUAAUCAAAUAUUUGCAACAGUUUACAAUUUUCAAAAGGUUAAAGAGGUUUUUUCUGUCCAUGUGGUAUAUAGUCCCGAUGAAAUUCCUUAUUUGGUGGUAAAUUGCAUAAAAACAGCUGAAGAAAAAGAGAAAUUAUCAAGAAAGCGAUUCAAAUAUAUCAUAAAGGUUGCAUGGAUGAUUGUUGGAUUUCGCACUAAUUUUAAAAUUGGAACUCCACUAAACAUUGACUUAAAUAGUUUUAUUAUAAAAAAUUCAGAGCAAGGAGUUUAUCAUAAUUCCAAACUUAACUGUGCAAAGCAAGACCUAUCCAAAAUUUAUAAAUUUUCAAAUGAAUUAGAUUUUCCACUUGGAAUUUGUGCAUUUAAAUGUCAUAACGAAGAAGAAUUUAAUGAAAUUAUAGAAUCUAAUAUUAUUGCUGGUCUUCACUUUUGCCAAAAUAAACAUAAUUGGAUGCCAUGCAAUAAUGGAAAACGAAUAGAUGUUCUUCCUAAAUCCUUAGAAAUCCAUUGGUGCACAAUCAAUACUAAACAUGAACCUGAAAAAAUGAUAUGGCGCAAAUGGAAUGAACGUUCAAUGUAUAAAGGUUUGAAACGGAAAGAAUGUUACAUUGAUAUGGAUAAAAAAAAUGAGAAGCUAUUCUUUAGCCUUUUGCAUAAAAAAGAAAAAAAUACUGAUAUUUGUUCAUUUGCAUUUGUAAAUGCAUGUCUUAAUUACCCUACAUUGCGCUUGUUUGGUGACCCAAAUGUGCAAAGCAAUAAUUUUGAAAAAAUAGGAAGUUAUUAUUUUUCUUAUUCAAUAGUGCCUUGA